Molecule: messenger RNA, 490 nt
Organism: Xenia sp. Carnegie-2017
Lineage: Eukaryota; Metazoa; Cnidaria; Anthozoa; Malacalcyonacea; Xeniidae
Exons: 3
Coding region: 62-490 (142 amino acids)
Source: RefSeq, a predicted model, not a curated record
UUCUAAAACGCUUAAAGCGUUAGUUCUAAUUUUUAGAAAUGCGUUACGAAGCGUCAAUAAAAUGUAUUCCGCGCAUUCUGAUGUAUGGGAUUCACGAAUUUAUGAAAUACUUUAUUUAGUCAUCUUUAUUUUCCUGUUCUGUGAUCUGGCUAUGGCGGAAAACGUUCGACGUUCAGCUUCUUAUGAUAUUUUAAAUGACGAACAAAAAAAGAUCUUGAAGGAUUAUUAUGAUCGAGGAAUGAUUUCAACAGCAGCUAGUAUGAGGGAUGUCAUCCAAGAAGCUGCGAACCAAGCUAAUAUCACGUUUGAAAGAGUCAAGAAAUGGAUUGGGAAUGAAAAGCAGUCCAGAAAAAGAAAAGCCAGCUCUCAUCAAGAUGAGGAGUUAAGACUGUGCCCUUCAAAGCGUAGAACUACAGCAUAUAAUCUUUUUUGCUCACAUAUGCUGAACUCAGAGGAAUGCAAGCAGCUGAGCUCUAAUUCUGAGAGUUGA